Molecule: messenger RNA, 435 nt
Organism: Penicillium macrosclerotiorum
Lineage: Eukaryota; Fungi; Ascomycota; Eurotiomycetes; Eurotiales; Aspergillaceae
Exons: 1
Coding region: 1-435 (144 amino acids)
Biological process (GO): protein modification process
Cellular component (GO): cytoplasm
Molecular function (GO): protein-L-isoaspartate (D-aspartate) O-methyltransferase activity
Source: RefSeq, a predicted model, not a curated record
AUGCCUAGCGUUAUCGGUAUUCCAGGACAAUCCCGAAGGAUUCUGGAUAUAGGCAGCGGUAGUGGCUUACUAGUACAUCUGUUCGCCGAGAUCGCUGGAGAAGCAAGUUUGGUUAUCGGUGUCGAGCAUGUCGAUGGGCUUAGAGAUCUCGGCGAAGCUAACAUGAGAAAAUCAGCUUGUGGUUCAUCGUUGCUCGAUACAGGUCGUGUUGAGUUUCACUGCAGCGAUGGACGACAAGGUUGGCCAGAAUCGGGUACUGCAAACAAGACAGAUGGCGAGGAAGGGAAAUGGGAUGUUGUUCACGUUGGUGCCGCGGCAUUCAAGUUUCAUGAUGUGCUGGCUCAGCAGCUCAGGAGCCCCGGCCGUCUUUUUAUCCCUAUUGCUGAAGAUCAGGAUGACUGGCAAUCAGGUCAAACAAAGUCUUUGGGUUGUUGA